Molecule: messenger RNA, 1707 nt
Organism: Erythranthe guttata (spotted monkey flower)
Lineage: Eukaryota; Viridiplantae; Streptophyta; Magnoliopsida; Lamiales; Phrymaceae
Product: E3 ubiquitin-protein ligase RGLG2
Biological process (GO): protein ubiquitination
Cellular component (GO): nucleus
Molecular function (GO): ubiquitin-protein transferase activity
Source: RefSeq, a predicted model, not a curated record
UCUCUAGAACACACACUAGAACACACACAUUGCACAGUGUUCUUACUCUUCUCAAUCUCCUGUGACAACAACCAAUGCUGGACGCGAAGAAAGGUUGUUAACGAGUGAAAAAGAAUCAUUGUUCAAGUUUACGAGAAAAAAUGGGUGCGAAGAAUUCGAAAAAAUCAAUGUCGGGUCGAUAUUCGUCCUACGGAUCAUCGAGUUCAAAUUCAUGGAACCAUCAGCCCCAUGCGCAGUCACCAUAUGUUCAGCGGAGUCAAAGCUAUGCACCUCCACAUGCAAACUAUGGCCCACCACCCACCGAGCCUAAUAGGAAACCGGAUAAGAAAUACUCGAGAAUAGACGAUAAUUACCAUACCUUAGAUCAGGUUACUGAUGCCCUUGCACGCGCUGGUCUGGAAUCCUCAAAUUUAAUUGUUGGUAUCGAUUUCACGAAGAGCAAUGAGUGGACGGGUGCCAGAUCAUUUCAGCGGAGAAGUUUGCAUCACAUUGGAGAUGAGCAAAAUCCAUACGAACAAGCCAUAUCAAUUAUUGGAAGAACAUUAUCCAAAUUCGACGAAGAUAAUUUAAUUCCCUGUUUCGGAUUUGGAGACGCUUCAACGCACGACCAAGAAGUCUUCAGCUUUUUCUCAGACGAUAGAUUUUGUGAGGGUUUUGAGGAAGUGAUGAGUCGGUAUAGAGAACUAGUUCCUCAAUUACGACUUGCAGGCCCCACAUCAUUUGCUCCUGUUAUCGAAAUGGCUAUCACUAUAGUCGAACAGAGUGGUGGCCAGUACCAUGUUUUACUCAUUAUAGCCGAUGGACAGGUCACAAGAAGUGUUGACACUGAUCGUGGUCAGUUAAGUCCCCAAGAGAAGAAAACUGUGGAGGCAAUUGUCAAAGCAAGUGAGUACCCAUUGUCAAUAGUAGUAGUGGGAGUUGGAGAUGGACCAUGGGAUAUGAUGAAGGAAUUCGAUGAUAAUAUACCUGCUCGAGCAUUCGACAAUUUCCAGUUUGUGAACUUCACAGAAAUAAUGUGGAAAAACAUGGAUCGAUCCCGGAAAGAAGCUGAGUUUGCACUUUCGGCUUUAAUGGAAAUACCUUCACAAUAUAAAGCCACAUUGGAGCUCAACCUUCUCGGUGUUUCGAGAGGAAAGGUUAUAGACCGGGUCCCACUUCCACCUCCUUCGUACGGUGCAGCUUCUUUUAAAACGGGGAAACCUUCUAGGUCGAACAGUUUCGGUCCAAGUGCACCUUCUUCUAGCGUACAUGAUCCAGUGCCUCGCAGCCCUUCUAGAAGCAAUGAUGCUUCUGAAAACCAUCUUUGCCCCAUCUGUAUUACCGAACCCAAAAAUAUGGCGUUCGUCUGUGGACACCAGACAUGUUGUGGAUGUGGAGAAACAAUCUCGUUGUGUCCAAUUUGCCGAGUACCCAUUGAGACAAGGAUCAGGCUCUACUAAAAUGAAUUUCGAAAAUAAAGUUCUCCAUGCUUAAAAAUCUGCAAUGGCUUACCUACAUAUGAUGGCUCAGUCGCCAUUGCAUUAUAAUUAAUUUGUUUCCAAAUAUAUAGUUUCUUUAGUGUCUUAUGUAAAUAUGCUUUAAUAAUUCAAUAUCGUUCUUCUUCACGAAUAACAGUAGUUAUUAUUUUAUUUUUUUACAGUCAAACUAACUCUCGAUAUAUUGGAAUUUUUUCGAAUAAUAUCGUUUUUUGAGCUGUGUUUUUGCAUA